AUGUCGACGAUCUCGCCGCACCUCCGUAACUUCAAGGAGCCGACGAAGGACCAGCUCACGCAGCUCUUCUUCGCGCUCCCCUCCAGCUCGGGGGUCGACAACCCGAACGCGUCGGGCUCCGGCAUGCCGUACGCGAAUGGGAGCGGCGCGAGCGAGAAGCAGUCCGCAGAGAAGGGGACGGGCGAGGAGGAACUGGAGAAGAUGGAGAUCAACGCGGUGUUGAGCUUGGGGGUUCAGGGCGAGGAGGACUCGUAUGCAGGCAAGCUGCACCUCCUCCCACCCUAUCUCGCAUUCGUCUCCCUUGACCGCAAGUCGGUGCGUUUCACGAUCCCGUUGUGCACAAUUCGACGGGUAGAACGGUUGAACGCACGGGCUGGCAUCUAUGCGCUCAGCCUCGCGCUGUGGCAUGGGAUGAAGAUCGUUGUGCAGUUGACGUCUCUCCGGCCAACGGCAGAUCUGUUCUGUUCAUUACUCCGAGAUGCGCUCAAAGUCGAGUUGCAAAAGGGCAACAUGAAAUCCGUUAAAGGUUUCGUGAGAACAUGCUACUCGGAAAUGCUCGUCUCAAAUACAAGCGAUAUGGACGAGAAGGCUGGAGAGGCUGCGAAAGCAGAGGAGGGAUCGGCAUCCAACGAGUCGAUGUAUCUCGGCGGUUUGGGGCUGAAGUUCAGGUUCCCCGGUGAUCCCAAGAAAUUGCGAGAAGCGUCCAAGACCAAGUUGUGGACGAAUUAUCUCCGAACCCAUGGUCGAAACCUCACCCUCCUCCGCUAUCCUCAGUGCACCCGUCUCAUCCAGGUCGGUCUUCCGAACAGACUAAGAGGCGAGAUGUGGGAGACACUUUCUGGGUCGCUCUACCUCCGCUUUGAGAACCCUGGGUACUAUGACCGCCUCACAGCGGAAAACCAGGGGAGGAUAAACACGAGCACGGAAGAGAUUGAGAAGGACCUGCACCGUAGUCUGCCAGAAUACUCUGCUUACCAAAGCGAGGAGGGCAUCAGUGCGCUUCGGAGAGUGUUGCAGGCGUACUCGUUCAAAAACCCAGAGACGGGAUACUGUCAGGCGAUGAACAUCCUCGCCGCUGCAAUCCUCAUCUACAUGUCAGAAGAGCAAGCAUUCUGGGUGCUCGAAGUCAUCUGCGAUCGUCUCCUUCCAGGAUACUACAGCCCGUCUAUGCAUGGGACUCUUCUUGAUCAACGAGUGUUCGAGUCUCUCGUCCAUCGAUGUCUACCGGUCAUUCAUGACCACUUCACGGAAGUGGAUGUGCAGCUAUCUGUCGCGUCCCUCCCGUGGUUCUUGAGUUUGUUCAUCAACAGUAUGCCGAUGGUCUUCGCCUUUCGGAUCAUGGACUGUUUCUUCUGCAUGGGUCCCAAAGUGCUCUUCCAAGUGGGAUUAACAACCCUCACAGCCAUCCUUAAGAUCAAUGGAGAGAAGCUGCUCAAAAUCCAAGACGACGGGCAGUUCAUUCACCUCAUGCGGGAGUACUUCUCGUCCCUCGGUGACUCCGCGCACCCGCAGUCGUCAGAUCCCCGUGCCCGCGCGAUCACACGCUUCCAAGAGCUCCUCCUCGUCUCCUUCCGCGAAUUCUCUGUCAUCUCCGACGAGACCAUUCACUCCGAACGGCGAAAGUACCGAUCAGAGAUCGUGCACAGCAUCGAGUCGUUCUCGAAGCGAUCUGCUGUCCGGAACCUGCGCACGUUCGAGCGGUUCUCGAAGGAUCAGGCAGGCCUCAUCUAUGACGCGCUUUUCAAGGCGAUCUGCAUCGAGCCACCGCCAGCUGUAUCGCUCCCACCACCGUCGCUCCUGACGACAAAAGACCAGGCAGAAGAGCGGCCGGAGACGCGCAUCACUCUCAAGACGUUCAAGGUAUUCCUGGCAGAAAUCUGCACAUGGGCGAGGACGGAGAAGAUUGUGUCGAACGGGUUCCAGCAACGGAUCGACCGCUCGAUAGCCGAACACGAGCUCAUUGACCGGCUAUUCUUCUUCUGGGAUAUUGGGUACAGAGGAGCACUGUCCUUCCAGCAGGAUAUCGUUUGUGGUCUGGACGGGGUGAUGUUCAAUGACCUCAUGGAGAACAUUGAGUGGUUCUUCAACUUGCACGACAAGAACAAGGACGGCUACCUCACGAAAGACGAGGUCCUCACCCUGUCCGAGUCGCUUCUCUUCAUCUUCCGCCACGAGAUCGGUGACGCCUAUCUUGGUGCAGUCAGUCGCUUCAUGUCGAACGCCUUCGAGUACGGAGAUGCUCUCCUUCCACGUCCAGAGGGCGCCGAUGAGUCCGAAUCCCCGCACGUAGAAUCCAACCAGCCUUACAUGAACCUCGCAACGUUCCGCAUGGUCGUGCUCGCGGACGAAAUCCUCGAGUCCUUCUUCGAGACCGACUUCUCGAGCACCUUCCGGCUCGAGCCCGUCCCGCUCGAGGACAUCCCCACGCACAGCACCCUGCUCGGCGGCCUCUGGCAGAACAUCGCGACGGACGACAACCGCAAGAUCUUCCACAAGUUCACGGACGAGAUCGGCCGCGCCGUCGGCAAGCACCAGGUCUUCACCCGGCCCGCGAUCGGCAAGUACACGACGCUCGAGGAGCCCAAGGCGCGCGAGUCCCUCCUCACCCCGACCAUGCGCCACUCCGCGUCCAAGGGCAGCCUCGCGAGCCUCGCCGAGGUCGAGGCGCCCGCGCCAAACUCCUCUCCCGGGGACCCCGCGCCCGCCGCGGCGGACGGGGAGAAGCAGCCGGCGCCGAUCUCGACGGGCGCAGCGACGCUCGCGGCGGGCGCGGCGAGCCCGGAGAUGGCGUCCGCGCUGGGCGGGAUGCCGGACAUGUUCACCGCGGCGGCGACGGCGGCGGCGCUGAUGGAGCGCACGCCGUUCGCGAUCGACGACGCGAAGGACGAGGAGUCGGAGACGGACGACGAGACGGACGAGGGCGACGACGACGUGCUCGACGAGGUCGACGCCUUCCUCGAGGCGCACGACUCGGGGCUGACCGAGGCGGAGCGCGAGCUCGCGCAAGAUCUGAUCCACGCGGAGCCGGUGAAAUAG
Messenger RNA from Epithele typhae, 3036 nucleotides. Its product is annotated as TBC-domain-containing protein. Bases 1 to 3036 code for a protein of 1011 amino acids. Gene Ontology annotation, molecular function: calcium ion binding. The record is from RefSeq and is a predicted model, not a curated record. The transcript is spliced from 16 exons. NCBI's taxonomy places the organism in Eukaryota, Fungi, Basidiomycota, Agaricomycetes, Polyporales, Epitheliaceae.